Aspergillus affinis is the source of this 1509-nucleotide messenger RNA. RefSeq names its product glycoside hydrolase family 140 protein. The coding region runs from base 1 to 1509 and encodes 502 amino acids. NCBI's taxonomy places the organism in Eukaryota, Fungi, Ascomycota, Eurotiomycetes, Eurotiales, Aspergillaceae. The transcript is spliced from 3 exons. The record is from RefSeq and is a predicted model, not a curated record.
AUGAAAACAAAACGUGCCACCUUAUACACUCUCUAUCUCCUCUCCGGGCUAUCCCAUGCGUCCUGGUCCCCACCACCCGAAUAUGCACUUUACACCUCAGACAAUGGACACUUCUUCCAACUCUCCGACGGAUCGCCAUUCUUCUGGCAAGCCGAUACAGCAUGGACUCUCAUGGCGCGACUCAAUUUCACCGAAACCGAGGCAUACCUGGCUGACCGCGCCUCUAAGGGUUUCAACAUUGUAGAAGCAAUCGGGCCAUCAUCUGAUGGUCUAGAUGGUCUAAACAGACAGGGCGAUCCGGCAUUCAUCAACAUGGACGUCCACCAGCCCAACGAAGCAUACUGGAAUCACGUGGACUCGGUGAUCGAAUUGGCAUGGAAGAGGCACGGGAUCCGGAUAGCCCUAUUUCCCGCGUGGGGGAACUACGUGCACAAUAGUGAGAACGUUGCCGGGUCUCUCAACACAAGCAAUGCGGGCAUUCUGGGCGAAUUCAUCGGAAGAAGAAAUCCAUAUCUCCCUAAGAUUAUGUUCGGGGAUACAAAUCCGACAUGGCAGAACAAAACGCAGGUCAAGGAGGAAUACGCAGCCGGUGGUGUUCCAUCGGAAUAUGAGAUGACCGACUGGCUGCCUGUAUACGACGCCCUAGCGGAAGGGCUCAUUCGAGGCGAAAAGGCUGCUAUACGGAAUAGUACUGCCAGUACGAAAUACACACCCUUGAUCAGCCUCCAUAACCAGAACCAAUGGUUCGACGGGGCGCCCUUGGCGCUCGCAAGCUCGGAAGCCGGUCAUCGCGACUGGCUGACUUUUGAUAUUGCACAGUCCGGUCAUAGUGACUAUCCUCCCAAUCCGCCAGUCCAUUGGUGGAAUUGCAGACGCGGUUACGAGACGGUCGAAUUGAUGUAUGCUGUUGGGGAGACACGACCUGGGAAAAGGCGGCCUGCGCUAGACAAUGAACCGCACUACGAGGGACGAUAUAACAAUGCGCGUGACUGGUUGCCGUCCUGGAAUGCAAGUGAUGUCUUUUCCGGCGCUGCAGGGGCUGUUUACGGAGCGGACAUGGUCUGGCAGAUGUACAAUCCGUCAUUUUACGAGUCAAAUGGUGGUGGGCCUGCAAUGCCCUGGUAUGAAGCCAUCAAGCUGCCGGGCUCGGAGCAGAUCCAAUUCGUAAAGAAGGCAAUUCUGGAUCGUGGAAACAGUAGCUUUAAUGAGAGGGUUCCAGCACCUGGUAUAAUUGUUGGCAACGCAGAUUUGAAUGACAAGAAAAUCAAGGCUCUUCGAGAUUCAAAAGGCUCCUGGAUCAUGGUCUAUACUCCGACAGGAAAGCAAUUCUCAAUUGAUACUAAGGACAUCAAGGGCUGUGACGUGAAGGCUAGGUGGUAUGAUCCACUAUCUGGCGACUAUACUUCGAUAAAAUAUGCGCAGUGCGAGAGCAACUCAACAAUUAGGGAGUUUGCGCCGCCGAAGGCGGACGACCAUGACGACUGGGCACUGGUCCUAGAAAAGAACUAA